This is a messenger RNA of Dermacentor albipictus, 1888 nucleotides long. RefSeq lists its product as uncharacterized. The record is from RefSeq and is a predicted model, not a curated record. Lineage: Eukaryota; Metazoa; Arthropoda; Arachnida; Ixodida; Ixodidae.
GACACCUAUAGAAAACGCCAUCAUGGGUGAGACCACCGAGAUCACCGAGACCUCUGAUUUGAGAGAAAAAAGCACGCUCGCAUACGAGACCGAACCGCAAGGCCAACGAACCAGGUAUCUCACCCUGUCUGCCAUAGCUAUAUUUGUUUUAACCGUCGGUGUGCUCCUUCUCAUCAUCAUCACUAACCGAGGGGCGAAGGCAAGUCGCGAAGGGGCCAUUGAGAAGACCGAGACCACCGUCAUCAGAAACUAUGUCUUCCGACGUCGGCAAGCCGCCACUCCCGACAAAGAUACCAGUCGCACCGGCGUGUCGACUGCAAGGAAAGGCAAAAAAUCUGUCACCAGGUCGUCGUCCGCGUCUACGACCGCAGAUACCGACGAGGAACCCGCGGAAGCCACCACGCCACCCAUUGAGACAAAAGUCGACUCGACCUCGCCGACCGCAAGGCUGACCAGGAAACCUGCUAAGAAAACAACGGCGAGUACCGCUACCAAAAAGCCUAUCGCCAAGCUCAGCACCGCAACGACAACGUCAUCCACGGCUGAGACCGCAGUCAACGUGACCUCGCCGCCUGCAAGGCUGACCAAGAAACCCGUUAAGGAAACAAAGCCGAGUAGGGCCAGCAAAAUGCCUAUCGCCAAGCUCACCGUCAUUACCACAAAGAAACCUACGAAAGCUACUGAGAAGACGCCGGCUCAAGGACUGCCACCCGAGCUGGGAGAGAGGCCGCUCGUGUGCGCGUUCGGCAACGGCAGUCGCGACGCGCUGGUGUUCCCCACGGACGGCCUGUGCGACGCCGUGUUCUUCGACUCGCUGUACAAGUACCCCGGCUACGUGCUCGCCAGUGUGGACAACGGCUCACUGGCGCCACUGCGCCGCUUUCUCAACCACGCCAGGAGGUACAAGCGGACCCGCUUCGGCGUGGGAGUCGCCGCAAAGUACGUGGAAAUGGCGAGGGCCGAGUUCUUGUCUAACACAGCCGAGAGACACUACAUACCGUACUUGUGGGCCAACAAGGUGUACGACCUCGGCGUUCUCGAUUUCAUUCCUGACGAAACAACGAAAGUUGACCAAGUGAAGCUGGUCUUCGACUUGCUCAAGGACUACAAGCUACUUCAAACUUUCACACCGAUGUGGAGCGGACCGAAAGCCUACGUGGUUCUUGGUAUCGCACUGUUCAAGAAAUACGACAGCAUCUACGAGGACUUCAAAUAUCGAAUGAGUGAAAACCCUGUGGACGUGCUAAUACUGCGCACUCACUUCAGCGGACGAGACGACGCGCGAGAGGAUUGCGUCAUACAGGGCUCCACAUACUGGAAGGGUUCUAUCACGCAAUACCAUCCUAGCCUGAACUACACGCUGAUGUAUAUGGGCAACAACAAGGAAAACCUGGCAAUCACGAAGCCGUUGAUAUCCAUGUCACUAGCUGGGCGCUGGUACAGAUCCAAGGUUGGCGGCCAAAACAAGAGUGCUUACAUGAUCGGGGUCAGAUGUAAGCCUUACGAAAGCAAGGAAUAUCUCUACGAGCUGCAGGGGUUCACUUACAUCACAGAACAUCCAUCGUACGGGCCAAACCACACGUUCUUCGACGACAAGCGUUUUGUGAUGGCCUCCUACGACCCGGUCAAGGGAUACGCUCUCAUCUUCGACUCCGCAGCCACGAUAUACAUGAAGAUGUGCCUGUCCUACACCGACCAAAGCGCCUUGCCAUUCGGCCUCGCGCUGUUCGAUGCCGAGUACGACGACUGGUCCAAAAAAGUCAACAACACCGGCGGCUUCCCUCUCAUCCGCUCGGCUAGGAAAGCCCUGAACGACAUCGAGAAUAACACCGCAGGCGAUUCCCCUAAGUCUAUGAAAUGCGUAGCUCCCAAAUAAAGGAGUUAUUCG